This is a messenger RNA of Lycium barbarum (goji berry), 1016 nucleotides long. RefSeq lists its product as uncharacterized. Lineage: Eukaryota; Viridiplantae; Streptophyta; Magnoliopsida; Solanales; Solanaceae. The record is from RefSeq and is a predicted model, not a curated record. The transcript has 5 exons. Bases 95 to 733 code for a protein of 212 amino acids.
GGAAAAACUUAAAACUUUGUCCAGUCUGCGCUAACUGAGUAAAAAAGUAGCAGCACAACAAACAAUCAUCCAUUUUCUCUCCAUAGUCUUAUCAAUGCUUUCAAUCGCUAAACGAGUUGUUCAAAGAUUCCAACCUUGCCUCCAACUUCGUUCCGCUCAUGCCGCCGCCAGCUCGCCACCGCCGCGGCGACGGCGUUCCAAGUUAUCUCCGUCAUCAAUGUUGAAGAAAACCGAUGAUAAGUCGGAGUGGUGGGUAGUUGAUGGAGAAAUGCACGAAAUUGGGGAAAACGUACCGCUUAGAGAGAGAUUUGUAAUACCCAGACAGAAUAUUCCUAAUAAGCGUCGUAAGCAGAUGCGUGACCAGUUUAUGCGUCGUACUCGCCUGGUUCUUAAAGAAUCUGAGCAUGAACCAUGGUGCAAAAGAUAUAUGGAAUUGUAUAACGAGAUGAGAGAGAACUGGGAGAGGCUAUAUUGGGAUGAGGGUUAUUCUAAAAAGCUUGCUCAAGAUCAUGCAAACUAUGACUCUGCUGAAAAUGAUGAUGAAGAUUUCUCUCCAUACAGGAGAAGUAAACCUUAUGCUGACCAAAUGAAGGAACAGGGAGGUACAGGGAGAAAUAGGCAAGGUGAUAAUUGGGAGAAGGUUAGCCUAAUCCGUGAUAAAUUUGAGUAUGACAGAGAGAGAAGAAUGAGAGAAAAAGGUACUGAUAUACAGGACGACACAUCUACUCAGUAGGACAACAUUCGUAUCAGCUUAUUGGUGAGCCCCAUCUCAUUCGGGGUUUAGACAUUGUAUUUCUUUAUUUAGUUUUGCAUCUAAAGGUAUGCUGGGGGCCUUGUCCCAGUAAGUAUGUUUUCCAGUUAGACUCAUGAUAGAGGUUUCAUAGACUAGACAAGUCAGUUAUGUUAUGUCAGACAUUCAGAGUCGUCUAGCCAUUUUUGGCUCAUUCAUGUUAUUUCCGCACUCAUGUUUAAACAAGUAUUUUUAUUAAGUAUUAUGACUCAUCACGUUUUAUAAA